This is a messenger RNA of Staurois parvus, 465 nucleotides long. Lineage: Eukaryota; Metazoa; Chordata; Amphibia; Anura; Ranidae. The record is from the annotation of a GenBank genome assembly.
AUGGCCACAGGUGUAUAAAAUCCAGCUCCUAGGCAUGCAGACUGCUUCUACAAACAUUUUUGAAAGAAUGGUUCACUCUCAGGAGCUCAGUGAAUUCAAGCGUGGUACCGUGAUAGUUUGCCACCUGUGCAAUAAGUCCAUUCGUGAAAUUUCCUUGUUACUAAAUAUUCCACAGUCAACUGUUGGUGGUAUUAUAACAAAGUGGAAGCCAGUGGGGACAACAGCAACUCAGUCACCAAGUGGUAGGCCAUGUAAAAUGACAGAGCGGGGUCAGUGCAUGCUGAGGUGCAGAAUGCGCAGAAGUCGCCAACUGCCUCAGAGUCAAUAGCUAAAGACCUCCAAACUUUGUGUGGCCUUCAGAUUAGCACAACAGCAGUGCAUAGAGAGCUUCAUGGAAUGGGUUUCGAUGGCCAAGCAGCUGCAUCCAAGCCUUACAUCAUCGAGUGCAAUGCAAAGCAUCAGAUG